UUGCGAGAGUGCUCCAGCCAGCGGAGGCUGCGGCCAGUACUGCAAAGCAUGCCGACCCGGCUGCACCGUUGAAAGAGGCGAGACGCAGACCUUUGCAUUGCUUGACCCACGCAAUCCAAUCGCGGCAGCUCAAGUCGGCGUCAGCAGCCACAGGGCAGCCCCACCUUUUUCUUUCAGCUGCCGCAUCUCAGCCGUAAAAACGUGGGAGGAGGUGAAAAAAGUGUUCUACUUCCUGUGCCUGCGGCGGCGAAGGCGCGGGAUAGUGGUGGCGGCGGCGGGCAUGCUGGCCGGCGCAUCCGCGGCCACCGCUGGCCCCUCGGGGGUGCGCACGGUGAGCGGAGGCCCGCUGGGGGCACCGUCGGCCCCCGACCAGAGCACCUUGCAGCAGUUGGCGCGCUGCGCCGAGCUCAGAGCCAGGGAGGAGCGGCUGCUGCGCGAGGUGGCCGCCGCCCUCGGCCACAAUGAGCCUCGCCAUGCCACUCCCACCCACAGGGUCAACAUUUCAGAAGUGGAAGACUUGUACCUGCGUUGCACCAGCGACUCGAUGUACAUUUUGGACACGUCGUCUGACAUCCAGCAGCAGCUGGGCCAGCAGCAGCCGACGGAGGCCGAGGGCACGGCCGAGGUGCCGGAAAACUACAAUCACAAGAGGAGAUCCAGCACGGAGCUGUACCGCGAGGCGGCGGCCAUUUGGGGCCUCACGUGUCGCAUGAGUGAUAGCUGCAGAUGCUUAGAUUGUCAGAGCCGUUACUUUGACUGCGACUUCGAAGAUGAAGAGCGGCCGCCUGACCUCGCCGCUGGUGGACCAAUUCUGUUCGACCACGUCCUCAACCACCCUGUUACCUGCAGCCUGCUAUAGUUCCCAACUGAAAAUGUGGACAAAGUGAUUUUAAAAUGAUGCACAAAAAAAAGCAUUUGAACGAGUGUUGUCUAAAAUUGUGUUGAAAAAUUCUGGCCCCUUCAUAUGUAUUAUAUUAUAUAUGUGCAUUCUCCUUUUGAUUCUCUCAGCCGCGGUCGCUCUCAGCUGCAAAUAUAAUGUAACUAGAAAAGUUUCAUCUCAAGUGCGGGCAAAGUUGAUUGUUUGACUUUUUCAUCAAGUCGGCGGCUGUUGUUGCAGAAUUUGCAACAAGCGCGAGGCCAGAUAGGCUUAUUAUGUAUGAGGAGUAUUGAUUUUUCAAAAGGUCAGAGAGAGCUGAAGAUAUUCGGUCUCGUGCGCCCCGGCAAGUGCCCCGGAAAAUGCGUGAUGCUGAUGCGAAUCUAGAGUACAUACGCUUUUCCAGGUAAAUUAAACUGCCACGUGUUGUGUCUGAUCUUGGUCACUGUGUUUUGCUUCAGAGAGCCUAGCAAAGAUCAAAAACUAGAGAAGAGACAAGUCCCUUCAAUUUUUUUCGUUUCCAAAUCGAAAGGAGAGCUUCACGAAUUUUACAACUCAAAUCGUCCAGAAGCACGUGAAAAUGCUUUCUUAUUUUAAGGAGCUAAUCCCACAUACAUAUAGGCAGUAAAGGUACCCAAAAUAUAGGAGCUAACAUGCGAUUUAAAUAUACAUAUAUACGGCGGGGUUUUUACAAGUAAGGUGUAAAUUAUAAAGUUUGUGAAAUACCAUAAUAAGAUACUGGGAAAGUUGCGAAUUCUAAAAGAGCCUACUGUUUGGCAGAAAAAUAAUUUAUUCCGAAAAUAGAGAAUUAUAGAGAAUAGGAACGCCAGUUAUUCUUUAUCUGUGAGCUCGCAGAAGUAAUGUUUAUGUCAUGUUACUAGAAGUUUUGCUGUAUUUUAUCUACCUGAAUGACAGCCACAAAAAGUGAAUGUACUGUUUAUUUAAAAAAUACAUAUAUAUUUGUCGCUGUGGUUGAGCACAAAACAAAUACUUGCAGAUUUUAGAUUACCCUUUCAAAGUACUUAGAUUACAAGCUAUUAUUACAUUGCAUUACGAGGAGAAAAUCCACCGAUUUUUCAUGCUGCGAAACAUGCUCAAAACCUUUGGCGGGGAAAAUAGUUAUAAAUUUGGAUUAGGCGCAGUAGAUACUCGAGGAAAAAUAUAUUGCAGCUAUUUAUUUUGUGGUUGAUCACAAUUCUGCGCUUUAAAAUAUAUUCAAACUACACUGGAGAAUCGUUCACCCAGUAGUCAGAAAAAAGUAUUCAAUGAAGCUGAAAUGUGAUUUACUCUCUAUAUUAAGACGCAUAUAAAGUCAACGACGACUUCUUGUGUUACCAAAGCGAAGAUCUAACUUUUAUUAUACAAGUGUGUGUCAACAAUUUUAUUCUGCUGAUCAAUCAAACUUCUGAGAUCGAUCCUGCUAGGAUCCCUCUGCCCUUGUCAUAGAGAACACCCAUCCACAGUAAAUAAUUUUUAGAGUCUCGAAACGGAGAGAACAAAAUUACAGCAAAGCACUGCUCAUGCGUUUUAAAUGCGCAUGGACUUAGAACUUAAAGUGAAAACACAAACAGAUAUAACCACGUGAUAUAGCGGUUUCUUGAUGGUGGUUUUCAGAGCUCUCAUUACUACAAAACACUGUUUUUAGGAUAUGUAUAUUAAAAAAAGGCGAUUCACUUAAAUAAGCUCUGAAGCAGCGAUCCAGAAGUAGUGGAAACAAAAGCAACUCAGUAUAUUGUUGGUCUACUGGUAUAGUGAAAACAUUAUUCAGAAUAUUGUGUACUGCUUUUCGUGGUGAUGUCGGUUUUUUCCGUUCAAUCUUAGAAUAGAGAAGGAACAUGGCGUAGUGAAAACUCUCAUUUUGUUUCUAAAUGUUUAUGAAGAUUUUAACUCAGGUUUGAUAAGAAAAUAAAGGAUUGCUUUGAAUUAAUUUGAUAGUUUAGCUCUUGUACACUUUUAAAACACGAAUUACGAUUCUGAUCAGACACAUAAAUGUUAUUUUUAAAUUUUGUCAUUCGCAAAGUAUAUUUAUCUUGCACUCAUCGGGUUGUAGUUGUAACCCCACACGCUUUAUAGAUUUAUGUAAAAUAUUUGUAAUGUUUUCUGUAAUUUCCACCAUGUUAUAAUGUAUUUGUUAAAUGAAUUAUAAAAAAAGAUGUGUGCAACGGCUUCAAUGAAAAUAAAGCUCAAUAAUUUUCUCAAA
This is a messenger RNA of Cloeon dipterum, 3074 nucleotides long. RefSeq lists its product as uncharacterized. Bases 281 to 859 code for a protein of 192 amino acids. NCBI's taxonomy places the organism in Eukaryota, Metazoa, Arthropoda, Insecta, Ephemeroptera, Baetidae. The transcript is spliced from 5 exons. The record is from RefSeq and is a predicted model, not a curated record.